This is a messenger RNA of Sarcophilus harrisii (Tasmanian devil), 3356 nucleotides long. It is a transcript of the gene HDHD3, whose product is annotated as haloacid dehalogenase like hydrolase domain containing 3. The transcript has 2 exons. The record is from RefSeq and is a predicted model, not a curated record. Bases 920 to 1666 code for a protein of 248 amino acids. Lineage: Eukaryota; Metazoa; Chordata; Mammalia; Dasyuromorphia; Dasyuridae.
UUUCGGAAGGCAGCUGUUGGGAGGGCUACGGCACCACCCCGGAGAGUGUGCGUGAAAGACGGAGUUGGGCCUGAGAGCUUCAUCGCGCCGAGAAGUCGGGUUUGCCAUCCCGUCUGGGGGCCGGGGCUCUAAGCGGGGUCACGUGACUAUGAGCCACGGCCUCCUGACUUCUCGGGCUUCCAGGUUCCUUUGGAGCGCGCGCCACGCCUGGGUUGUGCUUCCGAGGAGAGCCCGAGAGGGUGGGGGUCCGGACCAGCCCCGCCGGGCGUCUCUCGAACCGCGGGCCCCGACCCGCCGCCGAGGCAAGGGACACGGGGCGCUGUGCCUGAGAGGCCCGUGACAGCGGGCCGAGUUCCAGAAGAACCUGCGACGCCCCAGGAGCAGGAAGGCGGAACGGAAAGCGAGAGGGACGGGCCGCCCGCCGCCUCGUCACUGCCUCUGUUAUUGCUGGCGGGCAGCGACGUUGGCGGAGCCACAACGCUCCCCGGCCGGGGCCUCGGGGCCCCUGCCGCAUCUCCCCCGGGAGCCGCACCUCGCCGCCCGGAGCCCCGACGCGUGCGGAGGGCGCUGCCGCCCCCGCAGUACGUGGGCCGCUAACUGUCCCGCGGCCUCUGCUCACAGACACGCAUGAGGCGCGCCUGCGCGAGCUCCGUCCGGGCGUGAGCUCCCGCCGGGCCGGGCACCGGCUGCUUCUGGCCCCCGGGCUACGCGGGCCGGAGUGAGAGCGGGCCCCGAGGCCCCCCCCUCCCGCUCUCCGGGAUUCCGGGAACGCUCGUAGCCCGGCGACCCCGCGAGGCGGGCGCGACGUUCCGAGAGAAAGAGGAGGGAGGGGAGGCGGAAACCCUCCUCCGAGGCCGGGAGCUCAGGCAGCGCCCCGCCUUCCGGGAGUCGCACCUGCCUCCCGGAGCCUUCUAGGCCAAUGGCCCCCCGGCUGCGGCUGCUGACCUGGGAUGUGAAGGACACUUUGCUUCGACUCCGUCAUCCAGUGGGGGAAGAAUACGCAGCCCAGGCUCGGGCUCAUGGGCUGCAGGUGGAGGCAGCAGCCCUUGGAUCAGCUUUCCAUGAGGCAUACAAGGCCCAGAAUCAGAAGUUCCCCAACUAUGGGCUAAGCAAAGGCUUCACCUCGAGACAGUGGUGGCUCGAUGUGGUCUUGCAGACGUUCCGCCUGGCGGGAGUGCAGAACUCUAGCGUCCUCAACACCAUCGCCGACAAACUCUACCAGAACUUCAGCAGUGCCGAGACCUGGCAGAUGCUGGAAGGGGCCGAAUCCACUCUGCAGCGGUGCCGAGACCGGGGCCUGCAGCUAGGUGUCAUUUCCAACUUUGACCGGAGGUUGGAGGACAUCCUGGCUCACUGUGGUCUCCGCAAGCACUUCGAUUUUAUUCUGACAUCCGAGUCAGCUGGCAGGGCCAAACCUGACCCACAGAUCUUCUAUCAGGCCCUGCGGCUUGCUGAUGUAGAGCCCACCCAGGCUGCCCACAUUGGAGACCAUUACCUGAACGAUUACCAGGCCCCGCGGGAGGUGGGCAUGCACAGCUUCCUGCUGGUGGGUACCAAGCGCCAGGACCCCUUCCCGGGAACGGUCCCUAAGGAAUACAUCCUGCCUUCUCUUCCCCAUGUUCUGGUUGCUCUCAACCAUCUGGAGGGCUCAGCUCCAAAGCACUGAACAUCGGUGGGGAAGGGAAGGUGGUAAAAUCCCUGCAAGCUGAGCCUACCAGGUGGGAGAAGGCAAUGAAAAUCUCAAGUAGUAGCACCUACUGUUGGAAACUGACCCCUUCUUCCCAUGUGGCCAGAGUGGGAGCUGUUCUCCCCUCAGCUUCAAUAGCAGGCUACCAUAAAGUCAAUGACCAUAAACUAUUGUGACUCCUUGUUUCUUCUUAGAAAUUAGAUCAAAGAAUAUAGAACUGGAAAAGGUCUCAAAAGUUGUUAUUUUUUGUGGAAAAAGCACCAAAGCUGAGUUGAAUCAAAAGGAUCUGGAUCCUAAUCCUAUCCCUGCUACUAUGUGAUCUUGGGCAAAAUAUUCUGGUCUUUCAUUCUCUGAGGUGUUUAUCAAACUAGAUCAUCUAUCAACCUCUUCUCAUCUACCCCUUUAUGCAAUCUGAUAUAAAUUAUAGACUAUAGUGUAUAGUUUUUACAUAUAUAGAGAGUUUAUAGGCCCCUUUUCAAAAUGUUUUUAAAUCCAUAAAAUAUAUAAGAUUACAAAUGAAACAAAUUACUUCAAAUAAUUAUUUUAGAAAACAAAAUUCAUGGAACCUCAGUUAAGACUCUCUAAACUAGAUAAUUUCUACCUGAUCUUGUUUGACCCCAUCAUAAAGAGGAAAUCCUAGAUCUAGAGAUAGAAGUGACCUCGGAUCAUCUAAUGCAAUUCUCAUUUUACAGGUGAGGAAACUGAAUCCAGCAAAGUUACCCAAGGCCACAGAAGUGUUAGAAUUGAGAUUUUAAUCUAGGUCUGACUACCAAUCCAAGGUCAUUCAAACUACAUUUCCAUGUUUCCUCUUACACAGUCUGGGUGCUGUGGGGUAAGGCUUCACUCCAGGCACUUCUAAUUCAGCUAGGAAAACCUGGGCAUCCAACAGACUACAAUACAAAGAACUACAGGAUUAGUUGUGAGGACCAGAAGCUGGAAGCACUGCAGCAGCUCUACAAGAGAGCUUUGUGUGGACCUGAACAGUCAGGGAAAGCCCCAAGGAGGUAUGGGAUUUGGGAGAGGAGGAAGACCAUGGGUAUGGGAGGAAAGAGGAAUAGAAUAAGGAUCCAAAGAACAGGUGGGGGGGUAGGAAGUUAGGUGAAGGGGACGAUGAAUGAAGGCCUGGCUGAGUUUAGACUUGAUUUGAGACAAAAGAGUCACUGGGGUUUGAGUUUGGGGGUGGGGAUGAACCCUAGAGUUGAGGGCAGCAGGAGGGGCAAAAAGGGAGGCAGACACCUUGGAGAAGGAAGGGUAGCCUGUUAUUCUGGCUUGGCCACACCUGACGUCAACUUCCUGGAUUCUUUUCCUGAGAUUCAAUUUCUUUGCUAUUGAGGACAUGACUUAUCAACUCAGUUCUGCCAUGGGCUCCCCGGUCUUUGAAGCCAAACAUUCACUGUGACCUGUUAUGCCUUGGCUAGCCUAACAGCCAUUUGAAAUGAUUGGAAGGGCAGUGAGCGUCAGGAGAAAGAACCCUGGCCUUCCUUGCAGUCAGAAAACCUGGGUCCAGAUACCAACUCUGACAUAGCUGGGCAAAUCUUAAUUCUGAGCCUUGGUUUCCUUAUUUGUGAAAAGGAGAGAAUAGUUGUGCUAUACUUCUUAGCUCACAAAGCCAGAGAGGUUUGUAAACUUUACAAAUACUAAACUAAAUACAACAAUUUAAAAAAAUGUA